Molecule: messenger RNA, 1533 nt
Organism: Cyphellophora attinorum
Lineage: Eukaryota; Fungi; Ascomycota; Eurotiomycetes; Chaetothyriales; Cyphellophoraceae
Product: Cysteine desulfurase, mitochondrial
Exons: 2
Coding region: 1-1533 (510 amino acids)
Biological process (GO): [2Fe-2S] cluster assembly
Cellular component (GO): cytosol; mitochondrion; nucleus
Molecular function (GO): pyridoxal phosphate binding; cysteine desulfurase activity
Source: RefSeq, a predicted model, not a curated record
AUGUCGACUCCCACGACAUCAGCCGCGCGAUCGGCCUCUCGCCACUGUACCCGUACCAUAAAUCUAUCUCGGUCCAGCAGACCUGCCGUGACGUUCCUGAACCAGAGCAGAGGUCGACGAACAUAUGUCUCGCAGACGAAGCCUAAUCAGGCUCAAGUCACCGAUGUCGAGAGCGCCAUCAAGGCAGACCAGCGCAAGUUUGUCGAGAAGAGUGGCAAAAUGCCCUCAAAUGCCAAACUACCAGGCUCCGGUCUUGAUGGUGAUAUCGCCAUGAGCCCAGCCGCUGGCAUUCUGGGCCAAGCAACAGUCAUGGACAAGGGGUCAAGACCGAUCUACCUAGAUGCUCAAGCGACGACACCUACCGACCCUCGAGUGCUUGACGCUAUGCUUCCCUUCCUCACAGGCCUGUACGGCAACCCUCAUUCUCGGACGCAUGCCUACGGCUGGGAGACAGAGACCGCCGUUGACAAAGCACGAGAGCACGUGGCAAAUCUCAUUGGAGCAGAUCCGAAGGAGAUCAUCUUUACUAGCGGCGCCACCGAGAGCAACAAUAUGAGCAUCAAAGGUGUAGCAAGAUUUUUUGGACGUGCGGGCAAGAAGAAGCACAUAAUCACAUCGCAGACCGAGCACAAGUGUGUCCUCGACAGUUGCCGACAUCUGCAAGACGAAGGAUACGAGGUGACAUACCUGCCAGUGGACAACAACGGCCUGAUUAACCUACAAGAACUCGAAGCUGCCAUGCGACCAGAGACAUGUAUCGUCAGCAUCAUGUCAGUCAAUAACGAGAUCGGCGUUAUACAGCCAAUGAAAGAAAUCGGACAGCUCUGCAGAUCAAAGAAGAUCUACUUCCACACCGAUGGCGCUCAGGCAGUCGGCAAGAUCCCAAUCAGCGUCAAUGACUGGAACGUGGACCUGAUGUCCAUGUCUGGCCACAAAAUCUAUGGUCCCAACGGAAUUGGCGCAUGCUACGUCCGACGAAGACCCAGAGUCAGACUUGAUCCUAUCAUCAGUGGUGGAGGUCAAGAAAGAGGUCUGCGAAGCGGCACUCUUGCACCACAUUUGGUGGUUGGUUUUGGAGAGGCUUGUCGCAUCGCGAAGGAGGAAAUGGAUUAUGACACAAACCAUAUCAAUCGUCUCUCGAACCGCCUCAAGGAUGGCUUACUUGCCAUGGAACACACUUCACUGAACGGUGACCCAACUCGCCACUAUCCUGGCUGCGUCAACAUCUCAUUCGCCUAUGUCGAAGGCGAGUCUCUGCUCAUGGCACUUAAAGACAUUGCCCUGUCAUCAGGAAGCGCCUGUACAUCCGCAUCACUCGAACCCAGCUAUGUCCUAAGAGCACUCGGCAACAGUGAUGAGAGUGCGCAUAGCAGUAUCCGCUUUGGUAUUGGGCGAUUCACAACAGAUGCCGAGAUCGACUACGUUCUUAAGGCCGUCAAGGAACGCGUCACAUUCCUGCGUGAGCUCAGCCCACUCUGGGAGCUCGUGCAAGAGGGCAUCGACCUCAACACCAUCGAAUGGAGUCAGCAUUAG